CCCAGCACAUUGGACACCAAGCAGGAACAUAGGACAACUUACAUAUCUCGUGCGGCCAUUUUCAAUCAUCCUGUGUGUCUGAGGGUUUCAACCUCAAGACAUUAGAAGCCUUAUCCUACACUUGUGUGUGUGGGCUCUGGGUGAUCAUGUCGACGGAGGUGGAACUAACUGGGUUUCUGUUGUGCGUAGCAAGCUGCCUGCUCACAGGCUCCUCACUAGCCAAUGACUACUGGAAGAUGUCCUCAGUGUCUGGCAGUGUCAUCGUAUCCACAUGUCAGUUCCAGAAUCUAUUUCACUCGUGUGCCGAAAACAGCGCCGGCAUUAGGAACUGGAAAGACUUUGAGUCUAUGCUCGCUCUGCCUGAUUACAUACAGGCAUGUCGAGCCCUGAUGAUCAUCGCUCUGCUCCUGGGUCUAGCUUCCAUCAUUGUGUCAGUGCGGGGGCUGAAAUGCACAGAGAUCGGCAGCACUUCUGAACAGGUCAAGGGCGAAAUCACUCUGUCCGGCGGCAGCUUGUUCAUCUUAUCAGGGUCUUUCCACCUUGACUGCUGUGUCAUGGUACGCUGCACGGGUGGUGCAGGAGUUCCAUGAGUAAGGUUUGAGCUGAGUACAGGUCUAUACAGGUCGGCCAUUCUAGGUGGGGUCAUGCUCUGCUGUUCCGGUAAGAGAGGUCCAUCAGCACCACCAACAAGGGGAUAUUCAUACAACUACUCAAAAACAAGACUUGGACAACAGAUCUACAGGGCAGCACCUGUGUCUGUCGGGGAGUUUAAAAAAAAUCUUGUUUGUUUGUCUGUUUCCAUUUAUUACUUCAGUAAAGUGUAAUUUUACUGGUUUGCAUUUGCUGUUAUAUUUUUGUUGUUUUGUUGUUGUUGUCUUCUUGAGUUGUGUGGGUCACUGUGAAUAUUAAUGCAAUGUUUAUUACUUUGAAAUGUUUUGAAAAUAAAACAACUUC
Oncorhynchus masou masou (cherry salmon) is the source of this 954-nucleotide messenger RNA. Its product is annotated as claudin-15-like. Gene Ontology annotation, biological process: bicellular tight junction assembly; cell adhesion. Gene Ontology annotation, cellular component: plasma membrane; bicellular tight junction. The coding region runs from base 147 to 590 and encodes 147 amino acids. Gene Ontology annotation, molecular function: structural molecule activity. The transcript is spliced from 5 exons. The record is from RefSeq and is a predicted model, not a curated record. NCBI's taxonomy places the organism in Eukaryota, Metazoa, Chordata, Actinopteri, Salmoniformes, Salmonidae.